CCCCUCGUCACCCACCUCCCAAAAGCACUAUUCUGCCGAAGAAACUGAUGAAAGCUAAACAAAAGGAAGCAGCUUGAACGAGGAAUAACAAAGGAGAAGUCUGCCAUAAUCCCACCCACCGAGAUGGCUUCAGAGACGGAGAUCGAAGAGACUCCUCCGGUUAUUGAUUCUCGGUCCUACGACGGCGAUGUCGGGAACAAGACCGUCAACGACAACCUUUUACUGUUCCAGAGAGUGAGGAAAAGAUUCGACAAAGUCGGCAUGGAGUUUCCAAAGGUGGAGGUAAGGUUCAAGAACAUUAGUGUAGAGGCAGAGUGCGAGGUGGUCCGUGGAAAGCCUCUCCCUACUCUCUGGAAUUCAUUCAUCUCCGUUUUCAUGUUUGCCAAACAGCGAACAAGGAGGAGUAUCUUGAGGGAUGUUAGCGGCGUAAUUCGACCAGGAAGAAUGACGUUGUUGCUCGGCCCUCCUGGUUGCGGCAAGACCACGCUUCUUCUGGCGCUCUCUGGUAGACUCCGCAACACUUCUUUGCAGGUUGAGGGAGAAAUAAACUACAAUGAACACUCGUUUUCGAGCUUUGUUCCAGAAAAAACAGCGAGUUACGUGAGCCAAAACGACGUUCAUAUCCCCGAGUUAAGCGUAAGAGAGACUCUCGACUUCUCUGCAUGCUGCCAAGGCUCCACAUAUAGUGACGAAACCAUUAAAGAGAUCAAUGAGAAAGAAAAGCUGAAAGGAAUAGAACCCGAUCCCGAAACCGAGACGUACAUGAAGGCGGGCUCAGUGGAGGGGAUGAAGAAUAACAUCCAAACCGAUUAUAUUCUCAAGAUCCUGGGGCUCGAUACGUGUGCGAAUACUCGGGUGGGAGAUGAAGUGAUACGGGGAAUAUCUGGUGGGCAAAGGAAAAGAUUGACAACAGGCGAGAUGAUUGUCGGUCCGAUUAGGAACUUAUUCAUGGACGAAAUCUCCAACGGUUUGGACAGCUCCACCACAUUCCAGAUCAUCUCUUGUCUCCGACAUUUCGCGUGCAUGGGCGAUGCCACUGUCUUAAUAUCGCUCCUUCAGCCGGCGCCGGAAACAUUUGAGCUGUUCGACGAUUUGAUUCUUAUGGCAGAAGGAAAGGUAGUUUAUCACGGCCCACGGACCGAAAUCUGCAGUUUCUUCGAGGACUGCGGAUUCAAGUGCCCGAAAAGAAAAGGUGUGGCGGACUUCAUUCAAGAAGUGAUCUCCAAGAAAGAUCAAGAACAAUAUUGGUGGCGGACAGACCAACCAUACGGCUAUGUCUCCACAGACCAAUUCAUUGACCGAUUCAGAAAAUCGCAUCUUGGAUUGGAGCUAGAGGAGCUCCUCUCAAAGCCUUUCGAGAGUUCCCGAGCGCACGAGGACUCGUUGUGCUUUAGAAAGUAUUCACUAAGCAAAUGGGACAUGCUCAAAGCUUGCACGAGGAGAGAGCUUCUCUUGAUGAAGAGGAAUUCUUUCGUUUACGUGUUUAAAUCCGGAUUGUUGCUUAUCGUUGCGGCAAUUACAAUGACGGUGUUUCUUCACACCGGAGAUAGAACAGAUGUGUUGGAUGCAAACUACCUAAUGGGAUCUCUGUUCUAUGCCCUUUUCGUCAUCCUAGUAGACGGAUAUCCCGAACUAACGUUUACGUUGUCUAGACUUACCGUUUUCGGGAAACAAAAGGAAAUAUACUUCUAUCCUGCUUGGGCAUAUGCAGUUCCUUCGAUCAUAUUGAAGAUUCCGUUGUCACUCAUGGAAUCUUUCGUUUGGAGUUCGAUGACUUAUUUUGUCAUCGGUUACAGCCGCGAGGCAUCAAGGUUCUUUAAGCACUUCCUCAUAUUGUUUUCGCUCCAUUUGUCUUCCAUAUCAAUGUUUCGUGCCAUUGCCGCAUUAUUACGUACUUUCGUUGCCUCCACGACCAUGGGAGCAAUCUCCAUACUUGUUGUUGCCUUAUUUGGAGGAUUCCUCAUACCAAAACAUUCCAUGCCUUCUUGGCUUGAAUGGGGAUUUUGGCUUUCUCCAUUGUCAUAUGUGGAGAUUGGUAUUACCACAAACGAGUUCUUGGCUCAACGGUGGAGAGAGGUGAUCCAUGGAAACAUUACUCUCGGGGAACAAGUGUUGAGUGCUCGGGGGUUAAACUUUGGUAGUCGUUUUUAUUGGGUGGCAUUCUGUAUUAUCAUCGGUUUUUCUGUGUUCUUCAAUGUCGUUUUCGUGUUGGCCUUAACCUUUUUGAAGGCUCCACAGAGGUCGAAACCAAUCAUUUCAGACAGAGAUUCGAAACCCAAACCUGAACUCGUUCCACAGCCUAAGAACAGAAAGGUGGUUUCACCAUUUGAACCCCUCAGCGUCACAUUCCAAGGGGUGCAAUAUUAUGUCGACGCUACUCCGGAGAUGAGGAAGAAGGGUUUGCAACAGAAUAAACUGCAACUUCUCUCGGACAUUACAGGUGCAUUUAGACCCGGUGUUCUGACAGCUUUAAUGGGCGCCAGUGGCGCCGGGAAGACAACUCUUUUCGACGUUCUGUCUGGAAGGAAAACCGGAGGUACUAUAGAAGGAGAGAUUCGUGUUGGAGGCUACGUUAAGGUUCAAGACACAUUCGCAAGGGUAUCGGGCUAUUGUGAACAGUUUGAUGUUCAUUCUCCCAAUUUAACAGUGGAAGAGUCUUUGAUGCAUUCCGCUUUCCUUCGACUCCCCGGUGACAUCGAUACCAAAACCAAGAAAGAAAUUGUCAAUGAAGUCCUCGAAACAAUAGAGCUUGAGGAGAUCAAGGAAUCCAUGGUGGGUAUACCUGGAAAAAGCGGUUUAUCCACUGAACAACGCAAAAGAUUGACAAUAGCUGUGGAACUUGUCGCAAAUCCGUCGAUCAUAUUUUUAGAUGAACCAACUACAGGACUUGAUGCGAGAGCCGCUGCCAUUGUAAUGAGAGCUGUCAAGAACAUUGUUAGUACAGGUCGAACAGUCGUUUGCACGAUCCACCAACCGAGCAUAGACAUCUUUGAGGCUUUCGACGAGUUGAUUCUGAUGAAAACCGGUGGAAAGCUCAUCUAUUAUGGGCCUAUCGGACAAAACUCAAGAAGUGUUAUCGAAUAUUUUGAGAACAUAUCUGGAGUCCCCAAGAUCCAAAGUAACUAUAAUCCAGCCACUUGGAUGUUGGAUGUCACUUCGAGAUCCAUGGAGAACGUUCUCGGGAUUGAUUUCGCGCAAACAUACAAGGAAUCUGCCUUGUUUAUGGAAAACAAAGUUGCGGUCGAACAAUUGAGCUCAGCCCCUCGGAACUCAAAAGAUUUGCACUUCUCUUCCCGUUAUCCUCAAAACGGGUGGGCUCAAUUCAAGGCGUGCCUCUGGAAACAGCAGUUGUCUUACUGGAGAAACCCAUCUUACAACCUGACACGUCUCGUUUUCGUUUCUCUGACCUCCGUACUGUUUGGCCUUCUCUACUGGCAGAAAGCGAAGAAGAUAAACAAUGAGCAAGAUGUUUUCAGCGUACUUGGCUCAAUGUACAUUUCGGUGUUCUUCAUGGGGAUGAACAACUGCUCCACAGUUCUAUUUGUAGUGGCAACAGAACGAAACGUCUUUUAUCGAGAACGAUUUGCUCGGAUGUACUCUUCGUGGGCGUAUUCAUGGGCUCAGGUAGUAGUGGAGCUGCCAUACUCGCUUAUCCAGUCCCUCGUUUUCAUAGCGAUUGUAUAUCCUAUGAUGGGUUACAGCAUGUCAAUUGCCAAAGUUUUAUGGACUUUCUACAUCAUCUUCUGGUCGUUCCUCAUCUUUAACUAUCUGGGCAUGCUCCUAGUAGCCAUAACGCCAACUCUGCACGUCGCAUUCACCUUGCGGUCAGCGUUUUACGCCAUGGUGAACCUGUUUUCCGGCUACUUGAUGCCAGAACCGAAUAUCCCAAAAUGGUGGUUGUGGAUGUAUUACCUCAAUCCUACUUCAUGGGUGUUGAAUGGAUUACUCACCACACAGUAUGGGGACAUGAACGAGGAGAUCAUUUCAGUGUUCGGACAAAGGGAGACGACGGUCUCUUCCUUCUUGGAGGAAUACUACGGCUACAGACAGGACAUGCAAGUGGUCGUGCGCACCGUUCUUGUUGCUUUCUCGAUCGUGUUGGCCUUUAUGUUUGCCUUCUUCAUGGGCAAACUCAAUUUCCAGAAGAAGUAGACCGGCAAAAGGAAUGCUUGCUUGUACUGCAUUAAUGAUUAUCCGUUUUUACAAAGACUUUGUCAAGAAACAAGAAUUUGUACUGUUCGAUGUCAAUCAAAAGUUCAA
This is a messenger RNA of Tarenaya hassleriana, 4260 nucleotides long. RefSeq names its product ABC transporter G family member 42-like. The record is from RefSeq and is a predicted model, not a curated record. NCBI's taxonomy places the organism in Eukaryota, Viridiplantae, Streptophyta, Magnoliopsida, Brassicales, Cleomaceae. The transcript has 24 exons. Gene Ontology annotation, molecular function: ABC-type transporter activity; ATP hydrolysis activity; ATP binding. The coding region runs from base 124 to 4152 and encodes 1342 amino acids. Gene Ontology annotation, cellular component: membrane.